Molecule: messenger RNA, 1914 nt
Organism: Cinclus cinclus
Lineage: Eukaryota; Metazoa; Chordata; Aves; Passeriformes; Cinclidae
Gene: DLL3
Product: delta like canonical Notch ligand 3
Exons: 8
Coding region: 1-1914 (637 amino acids)
Molecular function (GO): calcium ion binding
Source: RefSeq, a predicted model, not a curated record
AUGGGUCUGGGGGCUCCUCCGGGCUCAGACCCCGCUGAGCCCCGGCCCCGACGGGACCCCCAGACCCGGCCAUGUUCCUGCCCCUCCUCCUCCUCCUCCUCCUCGGUCCCGCCCCGGCGAGCCCCGCGGGGGUCCUGGAGCUGCGGGUGCUGUCGGCGCGGGGGGGUCCCGGGGGGCCCUGCGGGGGGGGUCCCUCCCCCCCCCCCCCGGUGUCGCCUCCUGUUCCGGCUCUGCCUGCGCCCCCCCGGGGGGGGCAGGGGCUGCAGCCUGGGGGUCGCACAGAGCCCCCCCGGCCCCCCCCCCGCACCCGGAGCUCCCCGGCUGCUGCGCCUGCCCCUCGCUUUCCCCUGGCCGGGCAGCGUCUCGCUCGUGGUCGAGUCUUGGCGGCUGGAGGAGAACCCCGGGGGACCCCCCCUGAGGCUUUUGGGGCGCGCGGUGUCGCGGCCGCGCCUGAGGCCGGGGGGGGGGUGGCGGGGGGGAGCCGGGGGGGGGCUGCGCUUCGGGACCCGCCUGCGCUGCCCCUCACCCCCCCGCGCCCCCGGCUGCCCCCCCUGCCCCCCCUGCUCCCCCCGACGCUGCUGGAGCCGCUGCUGCGCCCCCCGGGGGUGUCGGGGUCCCUGCGCUCCCCCCAGCGCCUGCGCCAGCGGCGGCGUUUGCUCGGUGAGUGGAGACCCCCCCUCUCCCCCGAAACCCCCGGGACCCCCCGGGACCCCCCGAACCUCCAGAAGGCCGGUCCCGGUAACCGCGCUGUCCCCGAAGGGUCACGGGAGCGGCUGCGACAUCCCGGUGGCACCGGCGACACCGGCAGCGGCCCCGGAAGCCCCGGCGGUGGCCGCGGCUCUGGUGGCCCCGCUGGCCCCGGAGGUGGCCCCCGAAUCCGCGGAGUUGGUCCCGGACGCUCCGUCGGUGGCCCCGGUGGCGACCCCCGGAGCCCCGGCCCCGUCCUCGCCGCCGCCCGGACGGCACGUGCCGGUCCCGGAGCCACCGCCGGGGGUCUCCGAGAAAAUUCGGGGCGUCCCGGAGGUCCCCGGUGCCUUCCCGGGGGUACCGGACCCUGUUCCGGUGCUGGCCGAGAUCCCGGAUCCCCUCCCGGGGGUGUCAGAUCAUCCCUCGGGGGUCCCGGAGCUGCUCCCGGGGGUCCCCGAUCCCCUCCCGGGGGUCCCGUACCCCCUUCCAGAGGUGCCCCCCUCCCCCUGCGCCCUCGGGCCCUGCUUCAACGGCGGCGCCUGCGCCCCCGACCCCCGGCCCGGGACCCCCGGGAGCUCCCCCGGGAUGGGACUGGGGACCCCCGGGUACAGCUGCCGCUGCCCCCCGGGAUUCCGCGGCUCCAACUGCGAGCGCCGGGCGGACCGGUGCGACCCGCACUACUGCCUGAACGGUGGGCAAUGCCGGGACGCGCAGGGCUCGGCCCCGCUCUGCCGCUGCCCCCCGGGAUUUUCGGGGCGCCGCUGCCAGCACAACGCCGACGAUUGCACCCCAAACCCGUGCGCGCACGGGGGCACCUGCCAGGACGGCGCCAACUCCUUCACCUGCUCCUGCACCUUGGGUUUCGGGGGUCCCCGGUGCCGCCGCCGCGCCGGUGCCUGCGCCCCGAACCCGUGCGGGAACGGCGGAACGUGCUUCACGCACUUCUCGGGGCCCGUCUGUGCCUGCGCCCCCGGCUUUAUGGGGGUGCUCUGCGAGGAGGAGGUUUUGGGGGGACCCCCCCCGGCCCCGCAGCCGCGCCGGGGUCCGGCCCCGCUGGCGCUGUGCGCGCUCCCGCUGCUGCUGCUGGGGCCGGGAGUGGGGCUAGCGGUGGCCAGGAGGAGGCGAGGGGGCGGCAGCAGGACCCCGGCAGACACAGGGGGGACCCCCCAGCUGAGCCCCCCCGGGCCCGAGCGGCGGCUGCAGAGAGCGUCGGCCACGCGGGUGUGA